AUGAUGUCCAUCUAUGACGCGGAGCAGGUCAGGAACUACCGCGGCCGCGAGAUCUACGAACGUCCCCCGCAUAUCUUUGCCAUUGCCGAUGCCGCUUACAAGUGCAUGAAGCAGAAAGGCGAGGACAGCUGCAUCGUCAUCUCCGGUAACUAUUCUUAAGC
Molecule: messenger RNA, 161 nt
Organism: Soboliphyme baturini
Lineage: Eukaryota; Metazoa; Nematoda; Enoplea; Dioctophymatida; Soboliphymatidae
Source: the annotation of a GenBank genome assembly